AUGGAAUUGAGGCCAGCAGCGGUCUGCCGGGAUUGCCUCUCUCUACUGCGCCAACCACGAAACGCUCGACGCAUUGCCCGCCCUCUCAUUCAGCAAUUCCACUCCUUGACAGCACCGGCAUAUCAGACCAAUCCAUCUUCGUCGAGAGCACGCCGAUCAAUACCGCGACAGACUUCAAGACGUCUUGCUGUGGACUCACAACGCCUUACUGCGGACUCACAAACACAACGCCGAGGUCUUGCAUCCGAACCGCGUGGACAGUCCGCCCCGGCGCGAUCCCUCGACCUCAAUGCCCUCCUUCGCCGCGUCAAUGAUCUAUCCGCGUCUGCAAUCAAGAUCGAGGAUGGCAGCCUACCGUCCGAACAACGCCUCCUCUACGUGUUUGAGCAAUUGAGCUCCAUAGCCCGCUCCAUCCUCGACGAGCGACUCCCCGAGACCGCAAACGCGCACCGUGAACAAAAGCAAAAGUCAAGCAGUGCCGGCUCCAAGCAGCAAGAGACGGCUACGUCAGCUCUACUCGGAAGCGUUAAUGCCACGCAAUAUCCCGCCUUCAUCUCCAAGACGAGCAUCUUGGUCUUGAUCAGUCAGAAAGCCGAAGAGAUUGUGCGACACCCAGACGUCUUCAUCACACCCGCCAUCCUCAAGCUCUAUGUUCAGCUACAGUCUCUCCUUUCCCAGCCUUCUAGCUUUCCGGAUGUCUUCGAUCUUUACGCUCGGAAGCCCGCGCCUAAGCUGAAAUCCACACAUGAAGUGGAAUACACGCCUGUCUCUCCUGACAAGAUCAACGCGGCCAUCGAUUCUAGCACUGCGAAUGCGGCCCUUACCGCCUCGAUUGACGUACACGACCUCCCACUGGCCAUCGACAUAAUCACAACCUCCUUCUGUACUCCCGCAUUCAAAAAGGCGAAGAUUUUGAGACAAGCAGCCUUUCCAAUGGCCGGUCUUUUUGUCGCACCCGCCGCGGCUUACACCCUCGCCACUUCCUUUUCUUCCCUCCAGCAGACUAUGGACCCUGCCAUGGCAACUCAAGUUGCAUUUGCCGGCAUCAUGACGUACGCUGGUGCUGUAGGUAUGGUGGGCUAUGUGGCUGUAACGACUGCCAACGACCAGAUGGACCGUAUCACCUGGGCUAGUGGAGUACCGCUCUGGGAGAGAUGGAUCCGUGAGGAAGAACGCGCAGCUGUGGACAGAGUAGCUGGAGCGUGGGGAUUCAGAAAUGUCGCGAAGCGAGGUGAAGAGGAAGGGGAAGAGUGGGAAGCUUUGAGAGAAUGGGUCGGUGUUCGCGGCAUGAUGUUGGACCGGGUCAGCUUAAUGGAGGGAAUGGAGUAG
Lecanosticta acicola is the source of this 1329-nucleotide messenger RNA. NCBI's taxonomy places the organism in Eukaryota, Fungi, Ascomycota, Dothideomycetes, Mycosphaerellales, Mycosphaerellaceae. The record is from the annotation of a GenBank genome assembly.